UAUGUGAAUAUGCCAAGUGACAUGUCUGUGAAUCCAUAACAAGCAGAAUUAUUGUUGAAGAAAUUUAUAGUGUUUUCCUAGUGAGUUAACAAUAAGAAUUAUUAUUGAAAUCUUAGAUUUCUUUCAAGUCUAGUAAGCUUCGUCCAUAACACUAGCGACCAGAUCGCAGAAGUAGAACGUACCUAGGCUAGUACUGCAACCAGGCUCAUCUUUGACUAGUGCCAACCAAACCCAGUGUUAUUAUGGGUAAUUACGGAUAAUUAACAGCAAUUGUCUCUGCAGAAUGAAACGUAACAGGAAAUAGGAAUCAAAAACGGUGCCGCCUAUUUAAAUUGAAUCCAGUGAAACCCUUUCGGAACUAUGUCGGAUAUCAAACUAGAUAUGCCAGCAGAAGAUGACAUGGCCACUCGGGUAUUUUGGGAGAUCCUCUCUCCCUUGGGAUACAUUCCCCAACCGGUGAAGGAGGCCCUGCGAACCACGGGUUUCGACAACCUUCUGUCGCUGUCGGCGAUGCGAGAAUCCGAUCUGGACGAAAUCACCGCUCAGCAUAAACUACCCAUGGGCCAUCGCAGGCUGAUAAGGGUCCUUUCGGAACGGAUCAACCAAUUGGGAAUCGAUGACCUGACAGCGAAGCUGCUGCGGAAGCUGGACCGCCAGGCAACUACCAUUGUCAAGGUGUCCAAGCCAACACCUCCGAACCCAACGAGCAGUGACUCUCGGGAUGAACCACCACUCUCGCGGCCUGUCCCAUCACCGGAAACCCUAGUCGAAAUGUAUCGCACCAAGCUGCAGCAAAAUAUUCUUUCGUGGUUGACCACCCACGGUGAAGUCGGCACGAAGGAAAUCGAACUCCAGGACAUCAACAUCAACGUGUCCAUGCAAGAGGGCAAGCUGCAGGGAUCGGUCAUCUGUCCCUUCUGCCGAAUGGAAAUCAAAAUUUACAUCCGAGCUCCGGACGCGGACAGCAGUGGUGCCAUUGCCAAUUCGAACUACAUCAAACAUUACAACCGGAUGCACCGGAAGGUCCCACUGCCCCCGAAAUCGCCGGCGGCGGGCAGCUGGAACUCAUCGUUUGGAACACCUCCACCGGGAACCAUGAUGUCCUUGGAGCAACACCAGCAAGCGUUGGCCCACUUGCACGCCGAACAGCAAGCAGCGGCUUAUGCGGCCGUAACGGCUGCGGCCAGUGGCGGUGCUGGCGGUUCUGCCAGUGGCAGUAUACCAAAUGGAGGACAAAUACCCAAUCCGGCAGCCGUUUACGAGCUGCUGUUCAAACAGGAGUCCAACAGUUGGGACGACUAGAAACUGCUGCUGAGUAGAACUGAAAGAUAGGAUAGGAACAUCAUCUUCGUAGAAAUACAGUAAUGGAUAGACAGGACGUGCAUUCGUUAGGAGGUCUCGGGAGAAUAGCUGCACGGCAAUCUAUAGGUUAUAAGUUUAGGUCACCUCGCCAACUAGCAUCCAUACGAAUUUGGAAAAAUCCAUUUAAAAAUUUAUUCUAUAUAUCGAGAUUCAAAUGUGUAAGUUUGAUAGCCCUAAGUAUAUUUUGUGAUUUAUAUUCGUACGCUAAUUUGACAAAAUCAUCCUAUUUCUGCAGACCGAAUUUAUUUCUAACGCUUCUUUUAAAACAUAACGUUAGGUGUUUCUACAUAAAAGUGACUGUGAAUGACAUAUAAUUUGAUGAGUUUACAUUUUGCUGAACACCACAAAAUAUGUAACAAUAGAAAUACAGAAAUAUAAAAUACCUAUAAUGUCGAGAA
Aedes albopictus (Asian tiger mosquito) is the source of this 1760-nucleotide messenger RNA. RefSeq lists its product as uncharacterized. The coding region runs from base 361 to 1302 and encodes 313 amino acids. NCBI's taxonomy places the organism in Eukaryota, Metazoa, Arthropoda, Insecta, Diptera, Culicidae. The transcript has 2 exons. The record is from RefSeq and is a predicted model, not a curated record.